Molecule: messenger RNA, 1566 nt
Organism: Umbelopsis ramanniana AG
Lineage: Eukaryota; Fungi; Mucoromycota; Umbelopsidomycetes; Umbelopsidales; Umbelopsidaceae
Exons: 2
Coding region: 319-1368 (349 amino acids)
Biological process (GO): regulation of cyclin-dependent protein serine/threonine kinase activity
Cellular component (GO): cyclin-dependent protein kinase holoenzyme complex; nucleus
Molecular function (GO): cyclin-dependent protein serine/threonine kinase regulator activity; protein kinase binding
Source: RefSeq, a predicted model, not a curated record
GUAGGAACCAUCGAAAAAUCACUAGGUUUUAAAGUCACGAGACGAAAUUUAUGACAAACCGCAGCGCUUGUGAAAAUAAUGUCUAUACGGCUGAAUGACCGUAAUUGGAAAUUUUGGCUGUGAUGAUUGGUGCAUCGCUUUAAGACCGUUUUCUUCUUGGCGAUUCCAUUUUAUCUUGCCAUCUUUUUAUUUUCGUCGACUUAUUAAAACCGCUUGUUCUCCAUUCAUUGUUGCGGUUUUCUUUCAACUACUCUUUUGCCUUGCCCUUGCUUUUUCUGCGAGAGUCUUAGUAUUUGAACGUUUCCAUUACUCCAUACUAUGCACCCUAUUCAACCUCCAAAUGACAUCCAAUAUCAACUCAAGUCAGCCAUAAGCAAACGAUGCUUACUCCCUACACCGCCACCCUGCGCUAAGCGUUCCACCAGCGAUCCUGACCUGUACUCGCUUGAGAAUCACAAGUCGAACAUUAGCCAUGAGGCUUCACCGCUGCGCCGCUCAUCACGACCACCACCUUCUACUGCGCCUCCACUCAGCGCUUCGCCAAAGUCCAUGAACCAAAAGCUUUUAUAUGUAGACAACCUAGUUGACACCACCGCUAAAGUUAUUGAAGCCAUUUGGCCCACCGUCAACAAACCAAAGGCCAAUGUCGUCUCACUCCGUACAUUCAUUCAGGAAGUGCUGAAACGAUCACGCACCACCUAUUCCACCCUUCAAACCGCUCUUUUCUACCUUUUUCGAGUCAAAAAUGCCAUCAUUCAUCAACUUCAAGGUCAAUGCAUGACCACCACCGUUCGACGAGAACAAGAUUACAUCAGCUGUGGACGUCGCAUGUUUCUUGCCAGUCUUAUUCUGGCCAGCAAGUUUCUUCAAGAUAGAAACUAUCGCAACUCAGCAUGGGCUAAAAUUUCUGGCCUUCCUGUGUCUGAAAUCAAUGCUGCGGAAAUGGUUUUUCUAAAAGUCAUCGAUUGCAACUUGUUUAUCAGCAAAGCUACCUUUGAUCAAUGGUACUCUUUGCUUAAUACGCAUAUCGAAAAUAGAGUCACUCGACCUCAACACCCUACCGCUAAUAAUAACAAACCCUCCUCUCAACCAUCCUACUAUUUACAAACCCCCCCACAAAACAUACCCACAUCGCUUCAACCACUUUCCCCUCCUCUAUCACAAUCGUCAAGCUCUCCUUGCAGCACAUGCAACACACCUCAGCAUCCUCACGAUUCCGCAGUUUCGCUUUCUCAAGAUAACUUUUCGCCUCCCUUGUCUGGCAAACUAUCUGGCAAACGAUCCUACUCCGAUGAAGACGAAGCUUCCCUUGCUCUCAAGCGUGUCAAGACCGAUAAAGAUGACUUUUCCCUGGUCAUGGGCUGGUAGUAGCUCAGAAUUCUAUAUUACCCCUUACAUCACCAUCUUGAAUUUCUUUGUUCAUUACAUAACAUCAUCCUCACACACUGUAUUUCAACUGCACACCCAACGUUUUUCUAUAUUCUUUUUUGCUGACGAAUGUAUUCCGUUCAUUUUCCCUAGUUUAACCCCACCCCUCCCUCUUCUCCCUGUAGCAUACUAUGACAA